Molecule: messenger RNA, 3304 nt
Organism: Solea solea (common sole)
Lineage: Eukaryota; Metazoa; Chordata; Actinopteri; Pleuronectiformes; Soleidae
Product: claudin domain-containing protein 1-like
Exons: 4
Coding region: 2285-3043 (252 amino acids)
Cellular component (GO): membrane
Source: RefSeq, a predicted model, not a curated record
AGCUCCCUUUAGAACUGUCUUAGUUGCUGUAUUUUGUGCCAGUAAAAAUCCAAAACUAGUGAUUCUCCUCUUUUUUCUGCAUUACUGCUUCUGCAUUACUGUCUCCUUUAUUUAUUCCCUUUGCACUGCUUAGCUAUCACUUUUCUAACUUCCUUUAACAGACACAGAGUGUGGUAUCUAUGAUCUGACAUUGUCACCAUUUUGCCUGUGAUGCCUCACAGGGUCAAAUCAAAAAAAAAAAAAGUGAGAACCUUGCUUUGCACUGAUCAGACACUUGAAUGGACUUUGAGCUCUUGGUGAACCAAAUCAUUAAUAAAUAACAUGAAUCUGAUACUGCCAUUGAAAGACUGGGAUUUCUACAAAUAUUUGUACUGCUGCUCAAUUAAUCUUUUUGUAUUGAGCACAAAUUUAAAUAUCUUUUUGUACUAUUUUGUAUUAUAUAUUUUUCAAUGCAAUCGCUAGUUUAUGCCCACUCAAACGCAUGUGAAAUUAAUGAUAAUGUUCAAGCUGCACAGACAGUAUAUUGUAAAGGGGAAAGGUGCCUUAAAUAAAUAUGUAUAUAAUGUCAUAAUGGGCAUAAUUAGCUUUAUAGUCCAACCCCAUAGAGAUUUGUCAGAGGUCAAGAUGUACAUGAUAUAUGUAAUGUUUGUAAUUAUUUUUAAUUUUUAAAAAUGUAUCAUGCAAAAGCUGCAUUCUGUGAGAUGUUCUGCAGUUUUUACUGUUCAUGCCUGAACAGUUACAGUGAUCAGAAUAGAAAAACCAGUUGCAGUUAAAAAAAUCAAAUAGUGUAUUUUGUGAUGUUUUGUUGUUAGAAAAGAUUAUGUGGCUAUUGUGGGUUUUCACAGUGGGCUUGAACACAUUUAAAAUAAGCUUGUGCUGGGAAACGCUACUUUUAUUUGUUAUGUAUAAUGACGUUAAUACAUUAAAAUCUAAAAAUCCAAAUAAAUGUUCUCUUGUCUUGUCUGGUCAGGGUGGCAGGAGAUCAUGGACCACAGUAUUACUGAAAUGUGGCUAUACAGCUCAGCUCCUAAGUUUGAACUUCCAGUAUACAAGUUACUUUUUGUCAUCUUGCAAUUUAUCACUUUUGGUUUUAUUGUCUUUUACUCUAUUUGGUGUUCCUCUUCUCUCUCCCUGUUCAGUAAAUGUGUUUUGUUUUUACUGGGCAGUUUCUCACUUGCUUUGGUACCUCUUGGAUUAGGCCAAAUCUUUGCAAAGCAAUAAGUGCAUUAUUCAAUCAACGAAUCAGUACAAAGACCACCAUUUACUGGUUUAUACUCACCAGCCACUUUAUUAUUAGGUACAUCACUUAAAAAUGCUUGUGAUCAGCCAAUCACACUGCAACUACUCACUGCAUUAGGACAUGAAGACAUGGCCAGGACAAGCAGCUCAAGAUCAAACCUUAAACAGAUGGGCCACACUGGGUAUGUGUCCUGUGUCAUGUGUAGAGAUAGGCCGAUAAAUUGGUCAGGGCAAUUCAUGUUUGACUAAUCUGCUAAUUUUACACCCUUUUGAGCUCAGAAAUUUGAAAAAAGUAAGUCACCAAAACAAAUGUUUACAUCCCUAAAUCUAUGUAAAUGCAGACAGAAUCCACCAUGUGUCAUAUAUGGUUGUUAUUAAGCUCUGACUUUUGGAUUGAGCACAGUCAGCCAUUGUGUCCCGAUUUCUAAAGAUCAGCAUUUGCAACAGAAGAACACACACUGGUCAAUAUCUCUGGUCCAGUGUGCCUAAUAAAGUGGCUUUAACACUUCAUGCUGAUCUUGUCCAAAAUACUUUGACAUUGCUGACAUUGGGAAACCGGAAGAGGAAAACACAUGGAUUAGUGUAUUUACAAUCGGACUUGAUGCACCCGGUAUCUUUCUGCCAUCCUGAGCAGACCAAAUGCACUCUGGUGCUUUCCCGGACAUAUAACGUUUGCUCAGCGACUGAACUCAUUUAAAUCCCUUGUCGUGGAGCGGGGGGUUGUUGUUAAAUCAUUACGGACGUCUGUUGCUGCGCGAUAUCUGCCGCGGCGUCGCCGUUACCCACCAUUUGUGGAAGUGGGACAAGGGAACAGAUGGCGCAUCCAAGCCGCGUCGCUGAUGCUGACCGUUACUGGAGACGAGUACAUGAUAUAAUAUAAUGCACAGGCUGUGCUCGGCUGCUAACCGUAUCUGUUUCUGAUGCUUUGGUGACCGUGGUGAGGCGUGGUUAACAGGAAACAUCGCGGAUUUAUCACACUGACGCGCGGACACUCGACCACUGGCGUUAACUUUAAUCUCCUUUGACGUGUCUGACUUAGUGAACAAUGGUUGACAAUCGCUACGCCACAGCUCUGGUCAUUGCCUGUGUCCUGAGCAUACUGGCCACUGUGUAUCUGUCCGUGGCGAUUGGGACGCAGCACUGGUACCAGUACAGUAGCCCCGCCGUGCGCGGAGAGGCCAACGUCUCCGAGCUGCGCUCCCUCUAUGAGGAGUUCAUGGACGGGGAAUUUGAUGAAAAAACUUACAGCGACACCUUGUUCCGCCUUAACGGGACUGUGGGCCUCUGGUGGAGAUGUGUGUUCGUUUCCGCCAACGCUGUGUGGUACAAGGAGCCAGAUGCCAAAAUGGUGCUUGAUUGUCGAAGCUUCACCCUACCUCAGCAGUUCACACCCAAGUACAGAGAGCCAGGAAACCACAACAGUGGCGAGAACAUGCUGCGCACCUACCUGUGGAGGUGCCAGUUCCUCCUGCCACUGGUUUCCCUGGGCCUGGUGUUGUUGGCAGGCCUGACUGGGUUCUGUGCCUGCCUCUGCCGAAGCCUCACCCCAACCCUUGGCAUAGGAGUGCUUCACUUGCUGGCUGGUCUGUGCACCCUAGCCACAGUGUGCUGCUACCUGGCAGGGAUGGACCUACUCCACAAGGUGUCCAUGCUCCCUGAUAAGGUUGAUGGCUCUCUGGGCUGGUCCCUCUACUUGGCCCUGAUUUCCUCACCACUCCACAUGAUGGCUGCAGCACUGCUUGUGUGGGUGGCUCGCAGCCACAAUCAGAAUUACUACCAAAUGACUGCAUACCGGGUGGCAUAGACGGAUCUCAUUUACACACCACCAAGAUGCAUUUUAUAAUGAUCUCAGAGGAACAGGAUGUGGGUUGGAUAGAUAUAAGUGCAUAUGCACUAUGGUAAUGACCCUGUCUGCUGCAUUCAAACAUUUGAUUUAACGGUCCAAUGUGUAAGAACUUAUAGCUUCCACUUCAAAACGCACACGUCCAUUUGGAGAAAUAUCGCUACACAAAACGGCACCUUCCGUCAAGCAAGGCAUGUGCCUGAAGUACACAUAAAAGGCUAU